CUCGGGCUCGAGGGCGCACGCGUGCCGGGCGGCGCUACUGUAUCUAGCGCGGUGGGGCCCGGACGUCGCGCGUUCUGUUUUUGAUGUGGCGGCUGCCGUUCGCCGCCGGCCUGGCCGCGCAGGCGCUGGUGUGCCUGUCGAGCCCGCAGCGGUCCGCCUGCGCAGCCGACGCGCUCGCACUGGUCCAGAGCUCCGCGCAGGUGUCCAGGUCUGCCGCGGUCGACUCGGACGCUGGCGCGGCGGUGCACUCAACCUGGAAGGCGGAUGCAGAGACCGAGAUCGUGACGGAUGCGGAGGACGCUGGCUGGGAGGAUCAGGGGGGCACGAUCGGGGACAUUUCUCCCAGAAUGAUCGACGAUGACGACCCUCUGCUCACCGAUGGCGCCGCCGCCCUGCAGGCGCAGCGGCGGCAGGCCGAGGAGCGCCGGGCGCGGGCGGCCGCCACAGUGACGGAGUCGCAGGUGGAGGUGCUGUCGACCGCGAUCAACUUCGCCCUGGCUCGCGUAGGAGCCUCGCUGGACGAGCACAUGGCCCUGACCACGCAGCUCAAGGACGGCCUCCUGGGCGCCAGGCAGGGAGAGGCGGGCACGCCCGGCGGCAGCGGGCAGGACCCCGCCGCCCUGCUGCAGCUGGGCGGCAACGGCAGCAGGCAGGACAGGCUCGUUGAUCUGGAGAACUCGCUGGACCAGCUGCAGUCGAUCUUCCAAGGCUGGUCGACCGUGGGCGUGGUGCUCCGGAGCUCCGUGCAGAGCAUGGAGUCCAAGCUGGAGACCUUCGGGCAGCGCGACGUCGCGGCCACCGUGGGCGCCAGGCUCGACGAUGCCUUGGAAGCCUUCGACGCGUCCUUGCAGACAACUUUCGGCGAGCUCGAUGGGAACCUGACCGGGAUCGGCGACGAGAGCCCCGACGGCGACGGCGCAGACGGGCGCAUCCGCCAGCUGCACCGAUCGCUCAAGGUGUUCUGCCGGGACACCAACGGCUUCGCGCACAUCUUCAACCAGAACAUGCAUAACCUCGCGGAGUCGAUCGCUGAUCGGGCCCGCCAGUCGAACAUGAAAGAGGUGGAGCUGCAGCGCGUGGGCACGGUGUUCGACGGCUUGCAGCAGGCCGCCGACGCGAUCUCCUGGAAGAUCUACAGCGACGCCUGGACGCUCACGACCGGCAUGUUCAUCGCCAGCAGCGGCCUGCUGCGGGGCCACGGGGGCGCGGAGCCGCAGGCGCGGGCCGGCGAGGAUGUCCUCGCUGCGGGCGAGGCGCCGCCCUCGGAGGCGGUCGCGCCCCUGAAGAUGUCGAGGGCGCAGGCCCUCACGAAGGCCAUGGCCAAGCUGGAGGGCCAGGUGGACGACCUGAUCAACCACACCAAGGAAGAGAUGCGGAGGGUGGCGGAGGCGGUGAACGCAAAUGUCUCGAAGCUGGACCGGGCCGCCGGGGAGUCGCUGGUCAUGCGCGCGAUCGACGCGGAGCUCCUCCCCGAGUGGGGGCGCGUCGGCGAGCAGCUCCACACGCCCGGGGCGUCCGUGCUCCUCACGCAGUGCCUCGAGAACGCGGGGCAGGACGAGCUGGCGGCGAGGCUGUCCUCUCUGCUGGACAGCAACAUCUCGAUCCGAUCAGGCGGCGCCCUGGUGCUCGAGCCGGCGCGCCCGGGGGCCUUCGACGCGGACCUGGACGCGUUCGUGCAGCGGGAGGACCUGCUGGCGUACUCCUUCUACAAGGCCUUCGCCGAGUUUCUCAACGGCCUACGCGCAUCCCCGGGCAACGGCCGAGUGGUGGACCAGCGCACGGUCCUUCUAUCGAAAACAAUGUGGAAGGUGCCGCCCCGACGAAGUUGCAGGUGUUCGCCCAGAUGUACGGGAGUAUCUGCGCCGCGAAUGGACCGCACCUCGCCAUGGCGCAGUUCAGCUCCUCAGACGCGGAUGCGGGCUUGGGGUCGGAGCAGAGCGAUGACGCCGCUCUCGGGACAGCCGCCGUUCAAGAAGCCGCCUCGAUCGCAUGGAAGAUACACAGCGCUGCGUGGGUCCUGGUCGCGGAUGCCCACAAGGCGACCGCGCUGCUAAGCUGAGCGCAGCCUCUGCGGCGUGUUUUGCGACUCGAGGGGGUCCGUCAAGGGCCCAGCUGGCAUCGGCCUCUCUGUGGGGCUCCUCGUUCCAAGUUAAUUGCCAUCCAGGAUCUGGAAAUGCGGAAUCCCACAGAGAGGGUGUCAUCGUGGAGUUUCAGCGCCAUGCCUGAAACUCAAGCUGGCAUGCAUUCAGGACGGCUUGUCUCAGGAGCCUCGGCGCCACGGUUCGCGUGGCAUCUUGGCGAUCUCUCGGCCUGCUUGCCCGAUCUCGGCCGCAGGCGACCGCGGUGCACAGACCAGAGACUUGGCUGCGGAAAGCCCGUGCGCGAUCCUUGGCCGGAGCUUGCCGCUGCGCCGCCUUCUGCCAGAGCAGCCGCCGCAGUGAGCCAGCACGCCCGUGCCCCCCCGCUGUGGAAACACGCCCGACCCGUGCUUGUUCAUUGUGGUCGAAUUAUCUGUGCCCACAAACCCCGCGGGUGCGG
Molecule: messenger RNA, 2538 nt
Organism: Prorocentrum cordatum
Lineage: Eukaryota; Dinophyceae; Prorocentrales; Prorocentraceae
Source: the annotation of a GenBank genome assembly